CGUUGUGACAUGUCCAUUCUAGACGACCGCGAGGAGUAUCUGAAGAAUCCGUAUUUUAAGGGGCACGAAUACGGCGACUUCACCGCAUUCUAUGUCACAAUCGCCUUCUGCACCGUCCUGGGCGGAUGUCUGUUUAUCCUGAACAUCGUGUUCUGCUGGUGCUCGCGGCAUCGUGAUUAUUGGCAGAAUCGCCACACUGGCAAUAGGUGGAUCCAGCCCAUGUGGACUGUAUUACCACACAAAACGCCGCCGCUUGACCUCAGCGAGCUAGAGCCCGGUCUCAUCAAGCAUCCCCAAGUGAGGCACGAGAUUGUUCAGUAUCACGAUCCGGAGUCUCAGCGCACGACGCCGCAACCGCAGGAGUACAUGGAGAUGCAAAAACGCGAGAGCGAGAUCUAAAGUGGCGCCGGCAGCA
Molecule: messenger RNA, 415 nt
Organism: Vollenhovia emeryi
Lineage: Eukaryota; Metazoa; Arthropoda; Insecta; Hymenoptera; Formicidae
Gene: wrm1
Exons: 2
Coding region: 10-399 (129 amino acids)
Source: RefSeq, a predicted model, not a curated record